Symsagittifera roscoffensis is the source of this 898-nucleotide messenger RNA. RefSeq lists its product as uncharacterized. The record is from RefSeq and is a predicted model, not a curated record. The transcript has 4 exons. The coding region runs from base 96 to 779 and encodes 227 amino acids. Lineage: Eukaryota; Metazoa; Xenacoelomorpha; Acoela; Convolutidae.
CACGGGUUUUUGACUGCUUCAGAGCAAUAAUGGGCGAGCUCUCGUUACGACCAACAAUCGAGCUCUGUGCAAAAUUGGAGUUCAUUGGUAUCUAAAUGAUGAAGUUCAAUGUUUCGAUCAUAAUUUUUGUUCUGUGUAUUGCCGGCAUCAAUACGAAAUCAAAUUGUGAUUGGAUUACAAUAGUGGAUACUCAGUCAAAUGAGAAUAAAAGAGAAACUAAUUUGAAUCUCUCCGCAAUCUGCGACGGGAUUUGUGGUAAAGCACAGACUUCUGACCCUUCUUCGAGCGUCUGCUGUAAUUUCAAAAAUGGUUCAGCGUUGUGCCAAAAAGAAAAUUCUAUUGCAAUAUUGUUUAAUCUAACUCAACUUCUACAAAAUUGCAGCCUAGUGUUUGAUAACAGUGGCUUGGAAGAAUGCGCAUCAUCCCCAAAAACAAGGAACAGUGCGAACAAAAAUGAGGACGAGGAGGAACACAAUGUGAGGUCUCGUGGUUUCACAAUCGAAGGUGUGAUUGGAAUCCUCAUUCUGUUUGUGGCUCUCUUUGUGCUCUUUAUCUACUUUUUGAAAACUAGUCGUUGGCGCUCUGUUGAAUAUAUCCGCACAGCUUGUAGCAACAGAUUCACUUUUCUUCUUUUCCAGAAUCAGAAGGAGACUGUUCGCUACUCCCAAGUGCUUAGUGAGGAUUUAGGACUGGAUGAUGAUGAUGAUGAUGAAGACUUCCGGUUGGGUGUGAAUGAGGACGACGAUAGUCUGACUGAUCUUCCUCCAAUCAAACUCUGACGGCGGGAGAUGAGAGGGAUAUUAGAUGCCAAACAUUGAGAUGAGAGGAAGCUGUCAAAUAUUAAGUUAAUUGCAACCAGAGGUGUUCUCCCAGUAUUCAUUGAUUACAAUUCACUGAU